Molecule: messenger RNA, 2381 nt
Organism: Protopterus annectens (West African lungfish)
Lineage: Eukaryota; Metazoa; Chordata; Ceratodontiformes; Protopteridae
Exons: 6
Coding region: 38-868 (276 amino acids)
Cellular component (GO): plasma membrane
Source: RefSeq, a predicted model, not a curated record
UCUUAUCUGCCUGUGCUCCAGUUACAAAUACAUUGGAAUGAUCAUGUUUUUUGUUAACCAGUCGGUACUGUCUUCAUUAUUCCUGCAUGUAUUUCUACUAAUAUUUAAUGUCAUACUAUUGACAGGUACUGCUGAGGAGUUCCAGAUUUCUCAGCCCCAGAGGUCAAUAUACGUUUCUGUUGGUAAUAAUGCAACAAUUACCUGUACUCUAAGCGGUCUAGUGAAAGUUGGAGCAGUAAGAUGGAACAAGACCUAUGGUUAUGAAAGCCAAUCCAUUUUUCCUAAAAUAACAGAAAAUGGUGCUCUGUUUGAUGAUAGAUUCAAAAGGAUUCAUGAAAAUAAUAAUCUGGACUUCUCUCUUCUUAUUACAAAUGUUACUGCUGAGGACACUGGAGUAUAUUAUUGUAUAAAGUUAAAUGCUAAUAUGCAAGUACUUAAAGUUGGGCAAGGAACUACUCUGUAUAUAAUGGGUAAUUCUGAUGAGAGGAGCAUGAAGAUAACUGCAGCAGUUGUGUGCACACUUCUUGUGCUGAUUGUGUUAAUCGUUAUGCUGUACGUCUGCUUCAGAAAGUGCAAAGGUAAAUCUGACACAGUCACAAGCAGCAAGACCUGUGCAUUCAGUUUAAAGGAAAAAUAUCAGGAUAACAUGCAGGAGGAAAUUGCCUUUCAAGAAAAAGAUACUUCUGAAAAAACAGUAACUGAAGAGUGUAUUUCAACUGUUUAUGACAAUACAUCAUCACCAACACCUGCAGAUGCUGAUAAUAUACUUUAUGCUGAUCUAAACUCAGAUGGGUUACAGCAAAAAGCAACAUCACCUAACAAGGCCGCAGAAUCCUACACUGAGUAUGCUGAACUCCGUAAAAAUUAACUAAGACUUUUAACGUGAAAAAAAAUGUGAAAAAUAAGAGGCCAUGAACUAGAAGCAAAUGCUUUUUUCACAGAGUAUUUGAUUCUGGAAUGUUUAUCCUUACAGAUAUCCAAAUUAAUGAAUAUGACUUAAAACCUUUAGGUAAUCGAACUGCUCACACUUCAUUGUUUUGGUCUCACAAGAGACUACUAAGUAACAUCAACACUAAGAAUUAAAUAAAUUGGUCAUAAUCUAUAUCUUGUCAUAUCAUAUAUUUUUUUUCUCAAAUAAUUUUUAUUUUCCAAAUAUAUUUAACAAAACAAUCAUCAGUGAAAAGUAUUAGAAGCCUUUAUAUACACUAUGUACAAUUGACCUGAACAAAAAAUAUGAUAUUCAAUUAAUAAAGUAUAAAAUUACACAUUUAAUUAGUUAGAGUUCAGUUUUAAUGUCUCAAUAAGAGCAAUAUUUUUUUCCCAGGAUUGUUUAUCCAUGUUUUAGGAGAGAUUCUCAGUUCUUUCACCUUAAUUUCUAAUGUCGCUGUUUAAUCCAUCAAUCUCAAGAAUUCUUCCAAUGUAAGUUCUUGUGAAGACUUCCACUUUUUAGUUAUACAUUUCCUUGCCACAGCUAGUAUGGACCAAAGUAGGUAUAGAUAAUUUUUAUUCCUUUCAGUAGUAUCAUUAACAUUUAAGAGGACUAAAGAUUUGGUUAAAAUAAAGGUGUCUGUGAAUAUAGCUUGGAGAAAAAUAGUAAUUUCUUCCCAGAAUGUUUUUAUGUUAAUACAAUCAAAAAUAUAUGAGAACAGUCAGCUUUUACAGGUUAAAGGACAUCUCCAACAAAUGGAUUUAUCAAGUAAAUUAAAUUUGGCUUGUUUAUCAGGUGUAAUAAAUGCCCUGUGAAUAUAUUUCCAGGCAAAUAUUUUCCAUACUUGUAAAUUAAAUGUUAACUUAAUAGAACAUAAAAAAUUUGUUUUGCUUUCAGUUGAUAGAUUGGUAUGACAUCCUUUAGCUAUGAAAUUCCAGUAUCUUGUAUUAGGGUUAGUUUUAUAUGUUACCAAUAUUUUGUAUAAUUUUGAAAUUAGAUUUGUUCAAUUAUAUUUGUUAUAAAUAACUUCAACUAUAAGACUUAUCAAUACUUUUUUAUUGUUUGAUAUUCCUUGAAGGUGGAAACACCGAAGCGCUAGAAAGAAAUAAAAUAAAUUUUGUUUUACGUAGUUGCCUUUUUGUUAUCUAUAGUCGGUGGUUAAUUGGGUCAGAGUUGUAUUGAAUUUGGAAGGAAAAGUGGACUGUUUGUGUUUUACAUAUAAGACUUAGCAAAUAUGGACUAGUUUUAUAAGGUGAAUUAAUAAUUUUAUAGUUAAGAUCUUUGGCAUAUGAUAAUAUGCUUUGAAGUGCCAACCAAUCUACCGUUGAAAUGUCAUAUAUAUUUUGAAUUUGUUGAAUGUCUAACACUACUUGAUUCUUUAUACAGCAUUGCCAAUAAGUGAAGAUGUUCCCCUCCUAUCUAGUUAGAAUAACAUUAUGAAUUUUGCUGAAGA